AUGGGCGUGCGAUCGCGGCCUGGCAAAGGCUCCGCAAAACCUGCUGACAAAGGGAAAGCGCACACGGAGGCGAAACCCGAAACCCCGCCGCCGGUGUCCCGCUUGCUCUGGGGUAAGGUUCUGGACAAAACCUACGAACUCACCCCUCAGGAAGCCCUCAACGCCUCACACUGGCUCCGCCAAACCAUCGCAGUUGCUUUCGGUACUAUUUUCGGCGUUUUGCAACUCACAGGAGCCCCGUGUGUCAUGACAUUCAUUCUCGCCGGCGCCAUGCUUCCGCCUGUGCUUCUAUCCAUAACAAAUGAAAUCGACGCGGAGGAAAUCUCAGCAGUGGGCUCGAUUCAGACAGAGGGUAUGAUGCCUGCGUUCGCCUUGUUUCUUUUGAGUUGGAUUCUGUCCUACACCGUGUGUUUGCCACCAGCAAGUUCAUGAGUGCGUCCUACAUUUAAGAAACGGCUACGACGUUCUGUGGGCGGUAACAUUUGACGAAAUGUCCGAUUUCUGAUGUCAUUGCUCGCCCUGGAUUUGCGAGAGCAUCAUAUCUAAUUUAUGCUUCAACAAGGGCUGUCCCUUUGUUGUGACUUUCCUGUACAGUUUCGACUGCAUCACGAAAUCACAAGGUGCACACAUGGAAAUCCCAGAAAAGAGUCAAAAAUAGUUAGCAUGUUGCCACUGAUGUGCCAUGUGAGUAGAAGCGUGAUACUAUUGAACUUUCGCGACGUCUCGCCCUCCCAGCAAACUGCUGAAGCGACAUUGUAAACUAUGCAACUUACUCGC
Messenger RNA from Chondrus crispus (carragheen), 777 nucleotides. RefSeq lists its product as hypothetical. The coding region runs from base 1 to 432 and encodes 143 amino acids. The transcript has 2 exons. Lineage: Eukaryota; Rhodophyta; Florideophyceae; Gigartinales; Gigartinaceae. The record is from RefSeq and is a predicted model, not a curated record. Gene Ontology annotation, biological process: mitochondrial respirasome assembly.